Messenger RNA from Cuscuta epithymum, 1248 nucleotides. Lineage: Eukaryota; Viridiplantae; Streptophyta; Magnoliopsida; Solanales; Convolvulaceae. The record is from the annotation of a GenBank genome assembly.
UAACUAUUUAAGGAUUUCAUUGACUGUUCAGUUCGAGCUUAAUUGUAACCAUUGGUUGUAUCCAUCUUAUGCGCAGUGCAAGUCAUACCAAUUCGAGAACCUCGUUCAUAGUUUCCCCUUUAAUCUUCCGCUGUUCGACACUACUCCAGGAAGUGGGUGGUGCUCGGGUAUUUCUCCCUGCACGGCUGCAACACGUCCAUGGCUAGCACCACUUGUUAUAGAUCGGUUGAUAGAUGUUUCUAGCUCCAUGUAGAAUAUAAACGUGAAAGCUCAUAGAUGAGCAUAGUGUCCCGGAGAAAUGAUAUUUAUAGAUUUUAGACCAAAUAUAAAGAUUCCAAAUUUAUAAAAAUCGGAACCAAUCUUCUGCAUUAGAAUAGAAACGCCGCCGCAUCCCCUCACGCGACACGCCGAAACCGCCUCACGCCUUCCUUUGCUGCCUCCGCUGCGUGGUAGUCUGUUUCUCACUAUCUCACUUCUAAUCUCCCCAGCCCCCAGGCAACAGUGUUGUCAAACCAAAGGCAAUCAUGGCAUUUUAUGGGGAAGAGGCCAUUUCUUUUAUGGAACAAGCUCUACAACAAGCUAAGUUUGCGUUAGACAACCUUGAAGUGCCGGUAGGUUGCAUCAUCGUAGAGGAUGGUGAGGUCAUUGCUUCGGGAAGGAACCGAACCACAGAGACAAGAAAUGGCACUAGACAUGCUGAGAUGGAAGCCAUUGAUCAUCUACUUGAGAAAUGGAAGAAACGUGGAGUUUCACCGGGUGAAGUUUAUGAAAGAUUUUCAAAAUGUGUGCUUUACGUAACAUGUGAACCAUGUAUAAUGUGUGCAGCGGCCCUUUCUUACCUUGGCAUUAAAAAAACUGUUUAUGGAUGCUCAAACGAUAAGUUCGGUGGUUGUGGAUCGAUAUUGUCAUUGCAUGCCGGGGUUGGAGCGGCAAAUAAGGGCUUUGAAUGUGUUGGAGGUGUGAUGGCAUCUGAAGCAAUAUCUCUUCUGCGCAGCUUCUACGAACAAGGAAAUCCAAAUGCGCCCAAACCUCACAGACCGCUGAAACAAAUGAACACAUGAUGUUCUUCAUAAUGUGUCGAUUCAGUCUUUGGGCUGAGGGGGAUUGUCAGCCCCUUUUUAUAGAAAUUGUAACGAGUCCCUGAUGGUUUCUUUCACUUGAUCAUGAAAAGGCAAUUGUUCUCUUACCUCUGUGUUGCAUGUCCAUGUUAUUAGACAGCAAAUAUCAUAUUACUCACAUUUGAGGCAA